CUCCAACCCGUCCAAACCUUUUCGAGCCGAUCGCCUCCAAGAACAACCCGUUCCGUCUGUGUCUCGCGUUCCUAAUUUUCUGCUCUAUCGAUCCGCACGCACCCAAGCCAGCAACACCGGCGCGUCCUCCGACGUUCCUUCUCGAACAAUCUACAAGGGAUCAACUGUGAAUGUUCUAAAUGGAGUCAAAAGCUGGCAAGAAAUCUAGUAGUAGUAGUUCCAUGUACGAAGCUCCCCUCGGUUACAAGAUUGAGGACGUUCGCCCUGCCGGAGGAAUCAAAAAGUUCCAGUCUGCUGCUUACUCCAACUGCGCUCGCAAGCCAUCCUGAUAUUCCUACACAUGCCUUUCGACGUAGAGUAGCAAUUUAACUGCAAUUUUCCCUAAUUUUUUUGCAAUAAUUCUCCCUUGGCUGGCUGCUUUCUCUGCCACUUCCCUUGUCCUCUCCAAACCCUCGUGCCCUCUGUCAUCAUCCUCUGUUCGUCCUUGCAACACUCCAUCCGAUGGAAAUGUCUUUGGCUGAUUGUUGGGGCUCUUCCCCUGCCUCCCCUAUUGGGUUUGAGGGGUACGAGAAGCGCCUUGAGAUAACAUUCUCCGAUGCCCCCGUCUUUGUGGACCCCUCCGGCCGUGGCCUCCGCGCCCUCUCUCGCGAGCAGAUCGACUCGUUCCUUGAUCUUGCACGGUGCACCAUUGUGUCCCAGCUUUCAAACAGGCAGUUUGACUCGUAUGUGCUGUCAGAGUCAAGCCUGUUUGUGUACUCUCACAAGGUUGUACUGAAGACCUGUGGAACAACAAAACUUCUGCUGUCGAUUCCGCGCGUCCUUGAGCUUGCUGCAGAGCUGUCCCUGCCUGUUCUCUCGGUGAAAUAUUCUCGUGGGACGUUCAUCUUCCCCAGUGCCCAGCCAUCGCCGCACCGCAGCUUCUCGGAGGAGGUAUCUGUGCUGAACGGCUUCUUUGGUGGCCUCAAGUCAGGUGGCAAUGCAUAUGUGACGGGUGACUCGUUCAGGCCCAGGAAGAUGUGGCAUGUCUACUAUGCCACGGAGGAGCCUGAGCAGCCUAUGGUCACCCUUGAGAUGUGCAUGACCGGGCUGGAUACUAAGAAGGCUGCAGUGUUCUUCAAGAAUUCUGCCGAUGGUGGUUGCUCAUCAGCGAAGGAGAUGACAAAGGCCUCAGGGAUUUCUGGCAUCAUCCCUGAGAUGGAGAUCUGCGACUUUGAUUUUGACCCGUGUGGGUACUCGAUGAAUGGCAUCUGUGGGCCCGCGGCCUCCACAAUCCACGUCACUCCUGAGGAAGGUUUCAGCUAUGCAAGUUAUGAAGUAAUAAAGGUCAAUCCUGGCUCUGUUGUUUACAGUGACCUGAUCAAGAGGGUGCUGGCCUGUUUCUGUCCCUCAGACUUCUCGGUGGCCGUCACCAUCUUCGGUGGGCGUGGAUUCGCCCAGACAUGGGCAACUGGUGCGGAGGUUGGUUCCUACAUGUGCGAUGAUCUCGUGGAGCAGGUACUUCCUGGCGGUGGCCUGCUGGUGUACCAGAGUUUUACUGCUGUAACCCCGGGCGCGGUGUCGCCUAGGUCGACCUUGGAUGUCUGGAACAACGAAGGAAUGGAGACGACUGCGAAGGGUGAGGAGAUGUGCAUUGACUGGGAGGUGGAGAAGAAGGUUGUCAAAAAAGAUGUUGUCGUCUGAGAAAACUUUAGGAGCUCUUGCCUCAAAUUGUGGCAAGCUGAAGCUGAGGUUUCUAAGAAGUUCCGCAGCUGCCUAGGUUGCCGGCAAAGCUGUAUACUGUUUUUCUCUUUUCAUAUUUACCUGCCCAAUAAGUGCUCUAGAUGGUUUGCUGCGUCUGCCAUAGUGAGCAGAAGUCAGGUUGAUAGUAGUAUUUGUUUCAAUUGCCAAAGCUCUGUUGGGGAGAACGAUAUUGUAAUUUGUAACACGACUAUCUUCAAUUAUAAUUCAUAUGUCGAAGUUUUUAUCCA
This is a messenger RNA of Brachypodium distachyon (stiff brome), 1967 nucleotides long. Its product is annotated as S-adenosylmethionine decarboxylase proenzyme. Gene Ontology annotation, cellular component: cytosol. The coding region runs from base 502 to 1680 and encodes 392 amino acids. Lineage: Eukaryota; Viridiplantae; Streptophyta; Magnoliopsida; Poales; Poaceae. The transcript is spliced from 3 exons. Gene Ontology annotation, biological process: spermine biosynthetic process; spermidine biosynthetic process. The record is from RefSeq and is a predicted model, not a curated record. Gene Ontology annotation, molecular function: adenosylmethionine decarboxylase activity.